This is a messenger RNA of Brenthis ino (lesser marbled fritillary), 3063 nucleotides long. NCBI's taxonomy places the organism in Eukaryota, Metazoa, Arthropoda, Insecta, Lepidoptera, Nymphalidae. The record is from the annotation of a GenBank genome assembly.
AUGCAGGACCGGCGACAUUACGUGCCGAGAGCUUUGAUUGUAGUUUCAACAUUAAAAAGUGGGAUUCAUGGUUUAGACCCCGAAGAUGAAUUAGACAAUUUAACAGAACUUAAAAGCGUUAAAAAGACUCGUAAACAACAGAAGGAAAAUUGCGCGAGUCCUGUGACGGACAAAAAACGAAAGAACUACGUAAGAUAUCCAUCAGAAGAAAACAUAGCGUUUAGUUUAAAUGUUAAAUCUGAGAACAUUGCUAAAAGCUCUCGCAAAUCAAGGAGAAAUACACUUAAAGAGCAGAAUUUACUUAUAACAGACUCUGAAACGUCUAACGAUGAAAGAAAACCAGUGCGAUUAACACGACGUACCAAAAAGUUUGAUAUUGACGACGGUUCAGAAAAUGUCCCAUCUAAUAUAGAAAAUAAUGAUAGAAUAGCUGCAAAGAGAAAAGGUAAAAAGAAGAAAACUAAAAAAAGUUCUAUUGAAAAUGAAAAUAUUGAAGAACCUAUAAUAGAAGCAUUAGCUGCAACAAAAAAGAAGUCUAAUAAGAAAAAAACUAAAAAGAGAUCCAAUUCCAUAGUUGUAGAAGAUAUUCUUCCAGAACAUAAUAAAAGCUUGAAUAAAAGUAAUGGAUCUAUUGAUUCCUUUCACAGCGCUGCAGGCAGCCCUGUCAAGUUUAAUCAAGAAUGUUUUAAUAAUUUUGAAGCUAAAACUAAUCAAUCACCAAAUGACAAAAAAAGUAAGAUAAAUACUAUAGAGAAAGAAAAAUCAAAUCACAACCUUGUAGAAAAGGGGGGUAAAAGGAAACAAAAACUAAAAUCAGAAAAGGUUGAAUUACCUGCCAACAGUCCUAUACGUCAAUCUUUAACCAAUGAAAUUGUAAAUAAAACUGAAAAUAUAGUGCUAAAACAAUCUGAAAUAGAUAAUACUACUUUUGAAAAGGAAAAGGACACUUCAGUAUUAAGUAACACUUUUGAGACUGUUUCUAAAAAUAUAUCUAGUGGAAGAGUUUCAAUUUGCAAUGAUAAUGAAGAUAUAUUGGCAACGGGCCUGAAUUCAACAUAUGAAAUGAAAAAUGUAUCAAAUAAAACAAGUAGUUCUAAGAAAAGGAAGUCUUCAACAUUAGAUAAAAGUAGUUUAAACGGGACAAAACUAAAUGCUACAUAUGACACAGAAACAGCUAAUGAGUUAAAUUUAAAUAAAUCUGAUGUGAAAGAAACAUCAAUUUCUAAUUUAAAUUUAAGUGCUGCGAAAAGUAAAAGAAAGUCAAGUAUUGUGAAUUCUACUUUUGAUAAAAUUGAAAACUCAUCUGUUAUAAAUUUAGAUGCCACAUUUGAAAAGACACAAAACAAUUCAUCUAAUCAUAAUACCGAAAUAGAAAACAGAAGCUCGAGAUCUUCAAAGCAUUCAUUAGGACAAGUAUCCAGCUUAAAUAACACUUAUGACAAAAAUACAAAUAAUGUUACUGUAUCUUUAGAUGCAACAUUUGACAAAAUUGAAAAAAUGAAUGACACAUUUGAUAAAAAUACAACUCAAAAAUCUAACUCGACUUUUGAAAAGCCAGCUGUUAAAAGAAAAAGCUCAAUAAUAAGUUCCGACACUACGGAUUCAAGAUCUGACUUGACAGAUGAUAAUUCUCGCAUAAGUAUAACCAGUGAUGAAUCAAAGGAAAAUAUUGUGAAUACUACUCCAGUACUCAUUGAGAGUAGCUUGGAUGAAUCACAAAUGAAUGGCUUUACGGAAAACAUACAAUCCCCAAAACAACAAAGUGCAGUUAAAAUUCAAACUCCUUUGAAACGAGAGGGGACUUUCAAUAAAGAUAUGACAACAACACCACUUAAAAGGGAAGGAACCUAUACUGAACUUAAGCCGACUACUCCAGUGAGGGAGGACACAUUUACAAAAACAAGUACAACUCCUCUAAAUAGGGAAAAUACUUUUACAGAUACAAAAACUGUAUCCGAACCAAAUGAAAAUGUAGAGAACAAGGAAGUUACCCCGCUUAAAAGGGAAGGAACAUUCACCAAAGAUUCCGAUUCAUAUUCAUCACCAGAACAGAAUGAUAAAGUUAGACGUAAGUCAUUACCAUCCCCAGGCCAUACACCAUUCCCGCUGUCUAGAAGUACAUCAAAGGAUAAAAACAUGUUGAAUAUAACAAGAUCAAUAGAAAAGAGAAGGUCAUCGUUAAGGGAUGUAGCGCCUAGAACAACUAAAGUAAUGUUUUGCAGUCCGGUCAAUAAUCCCGCUAUAGUGACACAGAUGAAGGGGAAGGUUAUUAAGUCUAAUUUGAAGGGUUCCAAUAAAAGCUUCGUUUUUGAUGAAAGUGUGUCAGAGAUAACUCGUCCAGCUCGCAAGCGUUCUUACACACAGAGCGAGGCGGACGAGGUGCGCAGCAAGCGCAAGCGUCUCACGGAGGACCAGCAGCACUCCGUGGAGCGCCUGUCUAGACCUCGCACUGCCAGUGCAUCAGCUCGCCUCCAAGACCCGGGCACGCCAUCCAAGAAGGUCACAACGCCAUCCAAAGCCAAGCCGGAGAAAGUAUCCCGCACCAAGCUGCCUAACUUUGCUGCUCUGCAUCAAAAACAGUUUGAGAAGAUGGAGUCUCUGGAUGAGUGUCAAGAGAGAAAGGCCAAGAGAGCUCGGCAGCUGCUCACUCCCACCGCACCCAUCAAUGUUCUAGAAAGAAUUAGUCCUAAAGAACAACAUUCGCAACAAGUGGAAGUCUCCAAAAAACCGGAGACUCCUAAAAAACAUGAAUUUAAUCCAGGCUAUUCCAGAUUUGGCUUCAAACUCAACUUAGAUGUGAACCCCUUCAGUUUUCCCAAAAACACAGAAAUCAAGCUUCGGAACAAACCUAAAGUACUUAACUUAAAGCGACAAGCAACAUUGCCUUCAUUAACCGGAGCAACAAAUUUGCGAAAGAACAUCGCAAAACAAACUAUUAUGCGGGAAAAGUCCUUCACAGAUAAACGAAAUGUCGACAGAAAAGAAAACAGAACGGUGAUAAAAGGCGUACGGACGAACAGACGGUUCGAAUUGCAAAUGAAAAUGAGGAAUAUUAAUGAAAAA